GUGGCGGAGCUGUAUGCAUUGAGCCACACGAGGGGCCUCAUCGCCGUCAACUCGUCGUCAGCGGAGGCGCGCUUCAUCGCCGCGCACGGCAGCGCGCGCAGCGAGCUGUUUCGUGUGCAGCGCGCCGUGUGUGACUCGCCACCGCUGCGCCCCAUCACACACCUCAAGUUCGCUAAAUACACCAUUGUUGAGGAGCGGCUGGGCGUGAUGUACUGCGGGGUGCCCGGUGUGGCGUCCACGGCGUGGCUCACAUGGCUGCGCGCGCGCCUGGGGCUGCCCUCCCCCCGCGAGGGGCGCGUGGCGGUGGACGACCGUGAUGGCGGGCUGCACGAGCUCGCGCUGCACUUCACCGAGGCCCACGCUGUGCGCGUGAUCACGCGGCCGGACCUGCUGCGCUUCACGUUUGUGCGCAACCCCUUCUCGCGCCUCGCCUCCACCUUCCGCUCCACCGUGCUCGCCACCCACAGCAGCCUCGCGCCCACCUCACGUGACCACUGGAGCAAUGCGUUGUUCCUGGCGGUGAGGCCGAUAGUGGAGGCGGUGGUGCGCGAGGGCGACGGGCAGCUGUCCUUCCCGUCAUUCGUGCGCCUCGUGGGUCGCCUCAUGGACCACACCCGCCCCCUCAUGGACUCCCGCAUUGCGCCUCAGGUGGACGUGUGUGCGCUGUCCACCAUCAAGUACGACGUGGUGGGCCGCGUGGAGAGCCUCAUGGACGGCGCCCGCGCUGUCGUGGACCGCGUGGGCGGUGGGGGGCAGGGCGGUGGGGGGCAGGGGGCGCACAUGGAGAUGUUUGAGGAAGACGGCACAGGGAAAGGUGCAGACGCCGACGCCAGCCUUGCACGGCUGUAUGACAAGGACACAUACGAGGCGGUGAAGAGCAUAUACGCCAUGGACUUCUAUGUGGCGCUCAACAACAUCACACAGCCUGCACCCCACGUGCUGCACGACCUGCUCGAGAGCGAGCUCUAA
Closterium sp. Yama58-4 is the source of this 969-nucleotide messenger RNA. NCBI's taxonomy places the organism in Eukaryota, Viridiplantae, Streptophyta, Zygnematophyceae, Desmidiales, Closteriaceae. The record is from the annotation of a GenBank genome assembly.